Messenger RNA from Pichia kudriavzevii, 1788 nucleotides. RefSeq lists its product as uncharacterized. Gene Ontology annotation, cellular component: sno(s)RNA-containing ribonucleoprotein complex. The record is from RefSeq and is a predicted model, not a curated record. Gene Ontology annotation, molecular function: RNA binding. Lineage: Eukaryota; Fungi; Ascomycota; Pichiomycetes; Pichiales; Pichiaceae. The transcript has a single exon. Gene Ontology annotation, biological process: pseudouridine synthesis; ribosome biogenesis; box H/ACA snoRNP assembly. Bases 1 to 1788 code for a protein of 595 amino acids.
AUGUGCAAUCAAGAAUCAAGGGAACAACUGGAUAUUAAAGGCCAUACCUCAGCUUCCAUCACGAAUUCCAAAAAUGCAGAUAGAAUGGAUGGACAUGAAUCAACUAACGAUGAGAUGAGGCAAGAACUGAGAGAAGAGGAUACUAUUGCUAGUACAAACCGAAAAUCAAAAGAUGAAGAUAAUAGCCAAGUUGUUACAGAAGAAGAGAUUUUUGAUAUAAACAAAGUUGUGAAGUACUCGUCUGACGAGGAGUCGAAUGACGAUGAAGAUGAGUCCAGUGAUCAUGAUUCCAAUGAUGAAGCAAAAAAUGAGUCGAGUACUCAUGAUUCUAGUGAUGAAUCAUCAGACGAUUGCUCUACUGAUAGUUCAAGUGAUGAUGAUGAUGAAUCAGAAAAGACGACCAAUAAUGUUGUUUGUGACGAUGAAAUCAACGAGGAUGAAACAGACGGACCGAUCAUAUCCAAAAACGAAAUAGUUGAUUUCAAAGUUCCAACGUUACCCACAGAUUAUAAGAUCGAACCAGAAACAAAUAUUCAAUAUGUUGGUAAGCUCUCUGGUGUUGUGGAGAAGAAUGUGAUGAUUGAAUGUGAAUAUAGUGCCGAAGAGAAAGUACUGGGUGAAGGAACAGUAUUUUGUACCGAAGAUCGCCAGCCGCUAGGCUUACUAUACGAAGUUAUUGGACGAUUACAAUCACCUGUCUAUACCAUGAAGUUUAAUUCCGUUGAAGAAGCAGAGAAGUUCAGAGAAAGAAAAGGGCAAAGGGUAUACUUUAUUGUCCCUACUGCGGAAAUAUUGUCUACCAGAUAUAUCAAGUCUUUUAAGGGAACAGAUGCUAGUAAUUGUCAUGAUGAGGAAUUACCUGAAGAAGAGCAGGAGUACUCUGAUGAUGAGAAGGAAGCCGAAGCUAAGAAAAAUAAAAAGAGAAAACGCAAGCAAGUUCAUAAAGAAAAGGCAGAAACUGAAGAGGUUCAAAAAGAAGAUAGAUCUAAAACCUCUCAAGAAUCGAAAAAGCCUAGGAACAUCGCCACUUCUAACACUCAAGUGGGACCGCUUCCAAAAUCGGUGAAAGCAAGAUUGACAUCAUUACCUGCAGCAAAAACUCGUCAGCAUUCUCAAAAGGAAGAGCCUCAACAAAACAAGGGCAUGCCUGUACCUUCUAUUCCGCAAAACCAGCCACCUUUGGAUAAUAUGAGUAUGAUACAACAAUUCAUGGGUAUGUUACAACAAGCUGCAAGUCUACCAAUGCAACCUUCACAACACGUACCACCUGGUCAAAAUUACAAUCCUCAAUACAAUACUCAAUACAAUACUCAAUACAAUUCUCAAUACAGUCCGCAAUACAGUACCCAAUACAGUCCGCAAUACAGUUCGCAAUACAAUUUGCAAGGUAAUUCCCAAUACAAUCUUCCAUACAAUCAACAGUACAGCCAGUCAUAUGACCAGCAGUAUGUUCAAAAUUAUAACCCACCAUGCGGGCAACAAUAUGGUCAAGCAUUCGGUCAACAGUUGACUCAACCAUAUGGUCCGCAGUUUACCUCAAAUUCCAACAACUCAUAUAACGUAACAAAUCCAUCACCAGCAGUGUCAACUGCAAAUAUUCCAAAUGCCAAUCCAAAUAUUCCAGACGGUAAUGCAAGAUUAAUUGCACAAAUAGCGGAAGCAAUAUCAAAGAACCCACAAACUGCAAAUUUGGCAUUGGGACAGCUUUCUACUCAGACACAAAGCCAACAAAGUAAUAGUACCGAUGAAAAUCCAGCUGAAGAUGUUUAUGAUCCGGCCGCACCUUAA